AUGAGUUACGUGUCGCCACCCCGGCUGCCCGGCAUCAUCGACAAAACUGGACAAAUCACCGUAGAUUCACCCGUGCCUGACUUCUAUGAACGUGUUCGGCAAGAAAGUUUAGAGGACUCUGUCGAUUCGGCAAAUACCUCGUUUAGUUCUUAUUCCGGUAUUUCAGAAGAAUGUUUAACACCUUUAAUCCCUUCGGAAGAAAAUCCACAUAAAUCUCAUUAUAGUCACGAUGGAAGUGAGAUCUUACUCGAUUCCAGAAAACCUUUGGGUGAAAUUUGCUUAAAUGCAAUUCAAAUCGAUCCAAGUCUUCCUAUCAGCGUCCCGCCAAGAAAACUUUCUGACCCAUUUGCUUGGUCUCCUAACCAAGCCAUCCAAAUACUCCAACCGUCCCCGGAUUCGAGCAAUAAGAACAGUGUCCCGAGUAUUGAUGAUCUAUUAGAAACUAAAGUACAGUCAAGACCAAUUAAUAGGUUAAGGUCAGGUAGUGAGAGUAAAGCUCAAAGUCUUCAACCAGUCGAAAUCAAAUGUACGGACGGUCAGAAGAUCUUAACUAUUUGUCCUUCUCUCUUCACCGUCAAAGAAGGUUUAACGGACAAGUCUGAGGUGGAGAAAACGGCACCGAAUGGAUUUGAAUGGAGACAGGUUCAAGAGUUGAAUGAAGAAAAUCUUCGACGUCUCAAUGAGCUACUUGAAAGUGAAGAACACGGCGACUCUCUAGGCUCUUCAUUCAUCAAGCUAGAACAAGGAGACGCGGAAAGUGCUAAGUUUUUGGAUAGUGAUGAUGAUGAGGAUGAUCAUGUGUUGAUUAAUGGACGAUCCAGGCAUACUGAAAGCGGCGCCCCUCGAGAUUGCAGCACUAACCUCAGCAUCGUACCCACUAUAGCUAGCCCACCCAGUUUUAUUCACUCGCCAUUUGUGAACGACUCGACAGACAUUGCCGAAUCAGUUUCUCCAAAAGGUUCGAAAGUGGCAUCAGAUCGUUUUUUGAAAGUUGAUUCCUCGUCCAAGAAAGUCUCUACGUUUUUCGACCAUGACGUCGUUUUACCACUCCCAUCAAAUGAUCCAACUCUCAAGUCUAACAAAACUACGCGCGAUCCAAAAGUAGUCAAGUCUGGUGUGAACAUCUCAUUGGAGCGCUUGAGUACAAUGCUUCUUAAACAGAGGAAGGUGGAUUUUGAGUAUGAUGAUACUGAAUCUUUCCUCAGUCAAGAUAGUCCGCCUGAAAACUCUGCUGAAGAGGUUUCUACUGACGAGGGCAACAAAUCUAAAAGGGGCAAGUCAAGGAGGAAGGUGGGGAAAGUAAGAUGUACAUUAUCAAAAGACGAGCGAAUGUUAGGAAUCAGAUGGCUUCAUCUCGUUGACACCAGCACCACGACUAAUCCCAACAUCACUCCAGAAGUUCGAUACCAUGCCAGCAUUCUUUUCUCGCUUUACUGGGGUUCUAGAACUGGCAACUCAAGUCCUGAUCAGUCAAAGAGUACAGAGGAUUCAGACGUACCACUGAAAGAAGGUCGUCACUCACAAUCAAAGAAAAAGGAAAACGUUGAGACUUCACGAGAAAAAAGAAAGAAGAGUAAAUUGAUUGCUGCUACCGCAAUGGCAUCUCUUACAUUGGCCACCAAGUGGCAUUUUGAUUUUUGCAAGCCGCUCUUCACUGUACAGCUCAAAAGCUUUUGUCAGACGACGAACUUUGGCUCGUUCAAAGUAACUCCGGAGAAUCUGAUUAUGGCAGAAAGAGCUAUUCUAUUUUCUUACCCAGUAGCCGGUGGAUUAUGGCUCGAUUGUCCACACGCAUUUCUCGAAGAACUUAUCAAUGUGGUUCCAACGUUGAACAUACUCAGUUCAAUUCCUGAAUAUAUCCUUCGAAAGAAUUAUUAUAAUGUGGGACAAAGUUUAAGAUAUUAUGAUGAACAGAAGAAUGUGAAGGAGAUUGAUUCGGAUGGAGUUUGGGAUUGGCCUGAUGUGAUGCAUGAGUUUGAUUUGGCUUUGGAAAAAGUAACAACAGUCCAAGAAUUCCUUGCCUUUAAUCCGGCAGUAUUUUGCGUGAUCGCAUUAUACUUAGCUUUAGUAGAAGUCGAACCUGGAUAUUAUGAAAAGAAACAAGAUUCACGAAAGAAGAAGGAUGAGUUAUUAGAUACAUCGAAAGAUAUCACAGAUGAAACGAUUAUGACCUCUGAAAAUAUUCAAGAUACGUUAAAGAAGUUAUUGAUUGAAGAAGAACAUUCGGAGUUAUGGGUAUGGAAGUUUAUUGAUGUGAAUGAUACCAUGAACCAAGUCUGUGAAGCAUUAAGAGUCUCUGCUAGGGACGUCGAGGAAUGUCUUAAUUGGUAUUCGGAAGUUGGAUUCGCUAACAUCCAUUUCCCUUGA
Messenger RNA from Melampsora larici-populina 98AG31, 2367 nucleotides. RefSeq lists its product as uncharacterized. Lineage: Eukaryota; Fungi; Basidiomycota; Pucciniomycetes; Pucciniales; Melampsoraceae. Bases 1 to 2367 code for a protein of 788 amino acids. The record is from RefSeq and is a predicted model, not a curated record. The transcript has 6 exons.